AGAACAAGAAAAAAAAAACCUGCGCCAACGUGCUACGAGCUUUUCAAAAAGCGACUCGGCUUUCUCCGAGCAUGACAUUAACUCUAGUGACCACGAAAACCAGGCGCGAUGUAAUAGACCUGACCGCCGAUGACGAGCCGGAAACGGUACCAAGCAAACUGCUUCUAGCUGCGCGCGUCGAUAAUACUGCAGUGCCGCCGCCGCCGGCCAAGAGGGUCAAGUACGAUCACCACAGCCCGCAGCAGCAACGCCAUCACCCCAGGCUCAGAUCGCCCGCAACUCCGCCGUUGCACCGGGAAGCGACCCAUCAUCGCCACAAGGGUGUCCAGAAACAUCUGCCAGUCGCGAAUGUGACCGGACGGCCCGAACGCGUGCCCGAAACGCGUCCAACAAGGCCAACUACCAGACCUUUAUCUCCCGCUCAACAUGCAGCAGCCUCGUCGGUCAGAAUCGGCGCGAGGCAAUUACAAGCUGCGCCUGCACCUGCACCAUCACCACAACCACCACUACCUCCACUACCUCCACCACAAGAUGUAUCAGAAUUUGGAAAUAUACGAGAACAAAGGGCGGUGGAACGUACAUCCCACGACAAGUCAAAGAUACGAUGGGAGCCAAAUUCGAGGCCAUAUCUGUACCAGAGAUCGCGAAAAAAGCUGAGAUACUUUGGCAACAAGCCUCGCCGAAUGGACUGCAAAGAUGGCAGCGUGGUCCACGUCGACUUUACAGCUGCCGAGUUUAACAUGGUACUCAGUGUCCUGGCGCGCGAUCUAGCCCCAGACUCUGAGGCGGCCAGGGAUCGUGUUAUUGACAAGGCCAUGCUAAAGGAUCUGGCUAGGAGAGGUCUUCUGGAUAGGGUCCGGCUCAAGGAUCUCGCCACACUGCAGAUGCCAGGCAGGGCUAAAGAGGAUAUCAUAUCCUUCGUCAAGGACAUAGCCAAAGGCACUGUUGGGACAGGUCAAGUGCUCGUCUUGAGGCACCAAGAUGGCGGCGGCCGCAGGGACGAAGACCGUAACGCGGACUUUUUUCGCUUGCUUGCCACAAGGCAAACGCUCGGCAGCAACCACGACGCAUUCGUUCUGGGUGACAGAUACGUGGAUAUCCGCUGUGGACUCAGCAAUGCAGUCGACGAUGAGCUGAGCCUGCGAAGACAGUGGCAUGGCGCUGCUGGAGACGUUAUGACUGUGUCAUGGACUUCAGACAAUGCCUUUAUCGCAGGGGCGACGACACAUAGCGACCCCUGGAAUCAACAAUAUAAUAAAAAGGGCAACCUCUUGCUGGGCUCAGUCCCGAACAAGACCAUCCGAAUGUUCCCAGACCAUCGAAUCCCGAGGCCCAUUGUUGAUCAGGGUGAAAAUGCGACUGAUGAAAUGGUUCGAAGUCAAUCACCCUGGCUAUAUACUUCGGUGGUGUUUUCAGCAUAUGAUGACGGCAUUGCAUAUACCUGCGGCUUCGACAAUACGACCAAAGUUUGGACCGUACAAGACGACGGCACGUCUAUGAAGCUUAUGGGAACAUGGCAUCAUGCGGGGAAGGUCAACUAUGUAGUGCCUUCGCAACACCGAGAGGCUGAUCAGUCUUUCAGGAUGGUUGCGACGGCCGCGGAUGUAUCUCCAGAUGCUGUCCGCGUAUAUCGGAUCAACAAAGGCGAUACCAACAUCUCGGACUGCCAAUACCGGACCUUUUCGGCCAGCCGCACCACCGGUGAAGGUAGCGACAAAUGGGCGUAUUUCCCAGCAACGAUGGCAUGGGGCCGGACACCCGGCCUGACGGCCCAUCUACUUCUCGUUGGUUAUUCCCCCCGAAGCCUUAGCGAUAACGACAACGACAUUCCCGAGGACAAGCGCAACUCGGGUGAGCUACGUCUUUGGGACGGCAACACGGGCGAGGCUUGGAGAGUGUCUACGGCGUCCAUGUGCAACGUCUUUGAGGUCGCAUGGCAUCCUAAUAAAAAGGUUUUCGCAGCUGCCGUGUCGCCGUCGGGUGAAAGGGGAGACGAGACAAAAACCCAAAUCCGUCUGUACUCGUCGUACAAAGUUGGCGAGGUUGCGAACAAGGUCUAUUCCGAAUUCAAGUGUCUCGACUGCGUGGCAGCGGGGAUCAACUAUGGUCUAACUAUUAUGCCAUAUGGACCUAGGACAUCCUAUGUGGCGGCGGGUUGUACAGAUGGCAAUACAUACGUCUGGGAUACGGAAGCGCCUGAGAGCACGCCAUUUCGAGUUCUCAGCCAUGGACAGCCAAUUCUCGACCCGAUCGACGACCUCGGAACCGAAGAUGUUGGAGUGCAGUUUAUCGCCUGGGGCAAAUCCCUUGAGCGGCUAUACACUGGCUCAACAGACGGCAGCGUCAAAGUAUGGAAUGUCCGCGCCGAGGGUAAUCCUUUGGUGAGGGUACUUUUAAAAUGCAAGCGGGCUGUCACGUCAGGCGCCUUUUCCCCUGACAAAUCAAAGCUCGUUAUCGGCGAUGCGAGCGGUGCCGUUUAUUUGUUAACGACUCAUGAUGAUGCCGAAGAUGAAUGGGGUGGCGAGGAGGAGACACCACAAGAAGAUGACCAAGUGGAGAGGGUCAUUCGGAUGCGAUGUGACGACGGGAGGAUCAUCACACGACGCUUGCCCAAUGUUGUGAAUCCGCACCCGGAUCCUCCGGAUCCAACGCACGAUGCAGCCGGUAAUAUUCUUGCGCGGGAAGACCGCGUCCACCCGGGGAAGAUGUUUCUGGAUCGGCAGCAGCUCGUGCUUCACAAGAAUCGUCUUGUCGGCGCGGUCCAGGGUCCGCGGUACGCCGAGACGGGGCUUUACCUCUUGGAUUUCCACAUGGAUAAGACCGAUGGGCAAUCUCCUCUACUUGCUAUCUACGAAAGGGAGCAGCAGGAGAGCAAGUGUCAGUAUUCUAAGAUGACAGUUGUACGAGCAAGAUCGCGGCCGGGUAUGGUCCGGCGGGCGGAUGAUGCCCGGGACCGAGUCGCUGAGCUGCAUCGGCAGAAUGUCGCCAGGAGCUUCGACAUAAGGAGUUUGGACCGUGAUACCCGUCGAGCGCUCGAGGCAGAGGGUGCUGAGCUGAAUCCGGACCUGCUUGAGCUUGACGACGACAGCGAUGAGAGUGAAGACGAUGCUCAGACUAUCGAUGAUAUUAUAAUUUUGAGUGAUUAGGGGGCUGGAGGGUCUAUCCUGAGAGGAACGCCGCUUGCCAUCCUGAGAUGGGGGCGCUGGAGCCUUCAUAUCCUGGGACCAACGACUCCCUGCUUUCUUACGUUAUUAAAAAUGCAGCGCUCAUGAUGAGAUGACAAGAUUACAUGCCUUAGCAAGCCAUGAAGACAAUAUUGUUAAUAUAGACCAAUAAUGGUAACAUAAACAUGAAGUGAAUGACAUUUAAAGUCGAUCAGGGAAUCACGUUAGGGGGGUGCAGAAAUCAAUGAUCCUUUGAAUCUGAAAAUUAAGAAAGAAAAAAAAAAAAGAAAGAAAAAAACGCGUUUCGUUGGAUUUAAACAGCUCAAAAGCC
Molecule: messenger RNA, 3495 nt
Organism: Pyricularia grisea
Lineage: Eukaryota; Fungi; Ascomycota; Sordariomycetes; Magnaporthales; Pyriculariaceae
Exons: 3
Coding region: 72-3146 (1024 amino acids)
Biological process (GO): TOR signaling; regulation of actin cytoskeleton organization
Cellular component (GO): TORC1 complex; TORC2 complex
Molecular function (GO): protein binding
Source: RefSeq, a predicted model, not a curated record